CGGUAAGAUGGAGGCCACUGAGGAUCGGAAGAUUAAACAGAAUGAACCCGUUGGCCCAAUUACUCCAAGACAUGAAGCAGAUACUAUUCAACAAAUAGGGAAUCCAUGGAGUACUGGACUAUUUGACUGCCAUGAGAAUCAGACAAAUGCUAUUAUGACAGCAUUUUUUCCGUGUGUAACAUUUGGACAGAUUGCAGAAGUCUUGGAUGGUGGAGAAAUGAGUUGUCAUCUGGGGAGCUUCAUUUACCUACUAAUGAUGCCUGCUUUGUGCUCUCAAUGGAUUAUGGGAUCAAAGUACAGAACAAAGUUAAGAAAGAGGUAUGAUUUGGUGGAAGCUCCAUAUACAGAUGUAAUCUCUCACAUCUUUUGUCCAUGUUGUUCCCUCUGUCAAGAAUUCAGGGAGCUUAAAAUUAGAGGACUUGACCCUGCUCUUGGAUGGAAUGGCAUUCUUGCACAACAGCACGCAGGACAGCAAAGUGAUCAAACAUUGAAGAAUCCUCCUUCAAGCCAAGUCAUGACCAAGUGA
Messenger RNA from Abrus precatorius (Indian licorice), 526 nucleotides. Its product is annotated as protein PLANT CADMIUM RESISTANCE 8. The transcript is spliced from 4 exons. The record is from RefSeq and is a predicted model, not a curated record. Bases 8 to 526 code for a protein of 172 amino acids. NCBI's taxonomy places the organism in Eukaryota, Viridiplantae, Streptophyta, Magnoliopsida, Fabales, Fabaceae.